Molecule: messenger RNA, 1374 nt
Organism: Nannizzia gypsea CBS 118893
Lineage: Eukaryota; Fungi; Ascomycota; Eurotiomycetes; Onygenales; Arthrodermataceae
Product: CAAX prenyl protease 1
Exons: 5
Coding region: 1-1374 (457 amino acids)
Biological process (GO): CAAX-box protein processing
Cellular component (GO): endoplasmic reticulum membrane
Molecular function (GO): metalloendopeptidase activity
Source: RefSeq, a predicted model, not a curated record
AUGUUUAUCCUCCAGGAGCUCGCGCGCAUUCUCGACCGGCCCUUUUUCCCAUGGAAGAAGAUCAUCGUGGGCUUCUCGCUGGGCCAGUAUCUCCUUGAAGGCUUCCUCUCGCUCCGACAGUACAAGUUCUUGCAGGCAACAAAGGUUCCAAAAGUCCUGGAGGGCGAGGUCUCCCAGGAAGUGUUUGAUAAGAGCCAGGCAUAUGGACGCGCAAAGGCAAAGUUCGGCUUCGUGAGCGGGCUGUACAGCCAGAUUCAGAACCUGGCAUUUAUCUACGGCGAUGCUCUCCCCAAGCUAUGGGGAGCAACUGGUCUUCUGCUCGCGAGAUAUGCCCCCGAAGGCUUCAGAGGGGAGAUCACCCAUACCCUGCUGUUUGUCUUCGCUUUCAAUAUCAUUACAACGAUCCUGUCCCUCCCUACUUCAUACUAUAGCACUUUCGUUCUGGAAGAGAAGUUUGGCUUCAACAAGCAAACCGUCAAGCUGUGGGUUAUGGACAUGCUCAAAGGCCAAAUGUUGACUGUCGUCCUCGGAACUCCUAUUAUCAGUGCUAUCCUGAAAAUUGUGCAGACCACUGGAAACAGCUUCUUUUACUACCUCUGGAUGUUUGGAAUCUUUGUCCAGCUGUUUGCCAUCACUAUCUACCCCAUUGCCAUCCUUCCCCUGUUCAACAAGCUCUCCCCACUUGAACCUGGCGACUUAAAAACCUCCGUCGAGAACCUGGCUAAGCGGCUCAAGUUCCCUCUCUCUGAACUGAAUGUCAUUGAUGGAAGCAAGAGAAGCGCACACAGCAAUGCCUAUUUCUUCGGACUGCCAUGGAAGAAGCACAUUGUCAUCUACGAUACCUUGAUUGAGAAAAGCGAGACCGAAGAGGUCGUUGCUGUCCUGAGUCACGAACUGGGCCACUGGAGUUUGAGCCAUACUACGAAGCUUUUUGGAAUCGGACAGUUCCACAUGUUCUAUAUUUUUGCCUUGUUCUCUGCCUUUGUUACCAACAAAUCGCUCUAUCAAGACUUUGGCUUCCACAACGAGAUGCCAAUUAUGAUUGGAUUCCUCCUGUUCUCAGAUGCUCUCGCGCCAACUGAUGCCAUCAUUAAACUGUUGAUGAACAUCCUUAGUAGAAAAUUCGAGUUUGAAGCUGAUGCAUUUGCCGUGAAAUUGGGUUAUUCCAAGGAAUUGGCCAGAUCGCUGCUCAAACUCCAGAUCCAAAAUCUUUCCACUAUGGAUGCGGACUGGAUGUAUGCAAGCUACCACUACUCACAUCCGAUCUUGUCCGAGCGACUUGCUGCCUUGGGCUGGAAGGGAGGCAAGAUCACCGGAGAAAAAGAGCCCAUCGACAGCGACAAGCCUAUCAAAGCGGCCGACAGAGAGCUAUAA